AAUCAGUUGUAGCCUUAUGUCACGUGACUUUUUUGGCGCGAUCUCGGUUGCAUCGACGUAGUUUGCUUGAUGUGUGCCCGUGUUUUGAGUUUCUUGUGACGAUUAGGUGGUGAAGACAAAAAUAUUUUCUAAAAGACAUGUCUCAGAAGAAGAUAUCAUCGUUCUUCAAGACAUCGACGGCUCCCGCUUCGAAAGUCGCGAAAGAAGAACCACCUCAAGCCGUGAAGAAAGAGCCACCUGAGGCCGUGAAAGAAGAAUCUGAGGCCACUGCCUCACCGUCACCUGAGAAAGAUGUCAACGGUCACGACACCUCACCCGUCAAGGCUCCAACGAGAAGACGCAUUCGCAUGCUCACCGACAGCGAUGAGGAGGAAGAGACGGUCCAGAAGAAAUCGGCUUCGGACAAGAACGACGAGCUGGCCGCUCCGUCGAGCAGCAAGUCUUCACCGCCUGCCAAGACGGAGGAGCCCGUUAUCGUUAAGCGGAGAACAGCUCGCAAGACGGCCAAGCGAAGCCCUGAGCCGAACCGGCUGUCGGCUGAAUCGGGCACCAAACGAGUGAAAACCGAGCCAACUCCAGAGGAAGAGCCAUCAUCUGAACAGGUGUCUUCUCCGCAAGAGAACAAGAAAGUCAAGGCCGAGCCACCUGCAUCGCCUAAACAGGAGGAGAUGGAGACCGACACAAAACCUGAAGCAGAUGAAAAAGUAGAGAUAAAGAAAGAAAAAGAAGAGAAGGAGGAAAUAGAGAAGAAGGAAAAAGCAGAUGACAAAAAAACUACGAAAGCCUCGCCUCCAAAGAAGAAGGAAGUCAAGGAAGAGAAACCAUCCGCAAAGUCUAAGUCGUCUUCACCAAAGGACGAGAAAGCCAAAGAAAAACCGAAGGCCGAGAAGAAGCUCCAAAACUUCGCCUUCACCACGUCUGGAAAGUCGGACAAGUCGUCUGCUGCCAGCCAGGUGUGCGACUACAACCCUGACAAGGCCAACUACGAUCCCGUCGAAGACGCCUGCUGGAAGAAGGGUGCCAAGGUUCCCUACCUCGCACUUGCCAUCACCUUGGACAAGAUCGACGGCAUCUCGGGCAGACUUCGUAUCAUCGAGGUGUUGAGCAACUUCCUCCGCUCAGUGCUCAUCCUCUCGCCCGACGACCUGCUGAGCGCUGUCUACCUCUGCCUCAACAAGAUUGCGCCCGACUACCAAGGCCUUGAGCUUGGCAUCGGCGAAUCGCUGCUGGUCAAGGCGCUCGCCGAGGCCACGGGCCGCACCCCGGACAAAGUGAGAGCCGAAGCCGCAGCCAAAGGCGACCUGGGCCUGGUGGCAGAGAGCAGCCGCAGCCAACAACGAGUGCUGUUCCCUCCGCCGCCGCUGAUGCUGUCGCACGUGUUUACGAAGUUGCGUGCGAUUGCAGAAAUGACGGGAAACUCGGUGCAGCAGAAGAAGGUCGACAUAAUCAAGGUCCUUCUCGUCGCCUGCCGCCAGUGCGAGGCACGGUUCCUCGUGCGCUCGCUCGGUGGCAAACUGCGCAUCGGUCUAGCCGAGGCUUCGCUGCUGACUGCACUGGCCCACGCGGCUGCCCUCUCGCCACCUCACGGUGACCCAAAAGCAUCUAAGAAGCGGCUUGAAGAAGCUGCCUUGCUCCUCAAGACGGCUUAUUGCGAGUGUCCCGACUACGAACGCAUCAUCAACGCCCUGCUCGAAGAGGGCGUCGACUCGCUCCCCAAACGUUGCCGGCUCAGUCCCGGCAUCCCAUUGAAGCCCAUGUUGGCCCACCCGACCAAGGCCAUCAGGGUGCUCAACCGAUUCGAAGGGUCGGCAUUCACGUGCGAGUUCAAGUACGACGGCGAGCGUGCUCAGAUCCACCUCUUGGAAGACGGAAGCGUACGAAUCUACAGCCGCAACCAGGAGGACAACACGGGCAAGUAUCCCGAGGUGGUGUCACGCAUUCGAGCGGCCAUCUCGCCCGACACCAAGACCUGCAUCUUGGACAGCGAGGCCGUCGCCUGGGACCGCCCCUCCCAGACCAUCCUGCCAUUCCAGACGUUGAGCACUCGCAAGCGAAAGGAGACGACCGAGGAAGAGGUCAAGGUGCAGGUGUGCGUCUUCGCUUUCGACCUCCUCUACCACAACGGCGAGUCGUUGGUCAAGGAGCCCCUGCGGAAACGGAGGGAACUUCUCCGCAAGACCCUCGUCGAGGUGCCCGGCGAGACGCAGCUGGCACGGUCGGCCGACCUGUCGAGUGAGGACAUUCAGGAGUUCCUUCAAGAGUCCAUCAAAGGCAGCUGCGAGGGUCUCAUGGUCAAGUCCUUGGACACUGGGGCCACGUAUGAAAUCGCCAAGCGCUCCCACAACUGGCUCAAGUUGAAGAAGGACUACCUAGAUGGCGUCGGUGACAGUGUGGAUGCGGUGGUGCUCGGUGGCUACCAUGGCAAGGGAAAGCGCACGGGCACGUUUGGCUGCUUCCUGCUCGGCUGCUACGACCCCGACAAUGAGGAGUUCCAGACGCUUUGCAAGAUUGGCACCGGGUUCAGCGAGGAGCAACUGGACCAGCAUUCGGCCUUUUUCAAGGAGCACGUAAUCCCAGCACCCAAGUCGUACUACCGGUUCGACAACAGCCUUGCGCCAGACGCGUGGUUCGAGCCCUGUCAGGUGUGGGAGAUCAAGAGUGCCGACCUCUCCGUCUCGCCCGUUCACAAGGCGGCCCUUGGAUUGGUUGAUCCCGAGAAGGGCAUUUCCCUGCGGUUUCCCCGGUUCAUUAGGAUACGAGACGACAAGAAUCCUGAGGAUGCCACUUCUGCCCAACAGGUUGCAGACUUGUAUAACAAGCAGGACCACAUCAAGAACAAAAAGGCAGCUGUCCAAGAAACCGCUGCCGACGAAGAUUUUUAUUAAGUGCAUUUUUUAUCUGUUCGUG
This is a messenger RNA of Rhipicephalus sanguineus (brown dog tick), 2907 nucleotides long. RefSeq names its product DNA ligase 1-like (gene DNAlig1). Gene Ontology annotation, molecular function: DNA binding; ATP binding; DNA ligase (ATP) activity. Lineage: Eukaryota; Metazoa; Arthropoda; Arachnida; Ixodida; Ixodidae. Gene Ontology annotation, biological process: DNA repair; DNA biosynthetic process; lagging strand elongation. The record is from RefSeq and is a predicted model, not a curated record. Gene Ontology annotation, cellular component: nucleus; mitochondrion.